Molecule: messenger RNA, 3880 nt
Organism: Notolabrus celidotus (New Zealand spotty)
Lineage: Eukaryota; Metazoa; Chordata; Actinopteri; Labriformes; Labridae
Gene: tert
Product: telomerase reverse transcriptase
Exons: 17
Coding region: 103-3474 (1123 amino acids)
Biological process (GO): telomere maintenance via telomerase
Cellular component (GO): telomerase catalytic core complex
Molecular function (GO): telomeric repeat DNA binding; telomerase RNA binding
Source: RefSeq, a predicted model, not a curated record
CGCGGGUCCUCAAAUACCAAAUACAGUUUGACAACUCGGUCGGGUGUGCAGCAGCCGCUCUGUGUUUACUGAAGUAGAGCAUGGCUGUUUCAUGCCGUCAGUAUGUCUACAAAUAAUUUUUCCCAUACGCUGGACAUCCUCCGGUCUUUGUAUCAGCACACCCAGACUCUGGAGGAGUUUGUACAAGGCGUCGUGUUCGCUGAAGGACGGAGAGUUGGGCUUGUUGAACAGUCAGAUACAAACCGCUUCAAAUCUUUCGUCCAGGGUGUUUUUGUGUGCUCUGACAAGGAACUACAACAAGUUCCGAGCUGCAACCAGAUUUGUACUCUGCCUGAACUUCUGGCCUUUGUCCUCAACACUCUGAAAAGAAAAAGAAAAAGGAACGUCUUGGCACACGGCUACAGCUUUCUGUCUCUGGCUCAGGAGAAGCGGGAUGCAGACCACUUCAAAUUCCAGGGAGAUAUCACACAGAGUGCUGCCUACAUCCAUGGAAGUGACUUGUGGAGGAAAAUCUCCACUCGCCUUGGCACUGACAUCACACGAUACCUGCUGGAGAGCUGUUCUGUGUUUGUGGCCGUCCCUCCGUCAUGUCUUUUCCAGGUGUGCGGUGUUCCUGUCUAUGAUAGAGUAUCAGUGACUACUGCCUCCCCGUGGUUCUGUCUUCAGCCUCGGUCCAGGAAACAUAACAGAGGUUAUUUUGCAAGGAAAGGUGCAGUGACUUUGACAAGGACACAGGAAAAUCAGAGGCCUACUAAUGGUAAGAAGAAUAGCAGAAAGGAUAUGAGGUUAAGGAACAGGAAAAGAAAGAGAGAAAUUGAUCAGACUGAUGAGCAGGACAUUAAGACUUUUUCAGGGAAGAAGAGACGAGCAGGACAGCAAAGACUCACCCCUGAAACACAACAAGUUAGUUUUGCAACAUUGGAAAAAAAGCAUCCAACGUCGGUGGAUCCAACACCAUCCAUGAAGCCUUUGGAAAAUGUUGCCACCAGUUUCAAACAACCUGUUGAAAUGCAAACAAACACACUUGCCUUGGAGGGAGGUCCCAGUUGGAGGUCAGGGAUUUUCCCCCCUCUGCCCCCCUCGCAAUGUUUUAUCCGAACUCUUGGGCUCCUGUAUGGGGGAAAGGGUAUGCAUGGCUUUCUACUUAACAGGAAAAAGAAGAGUGCUGAUGGAUGCAAAAGACUACAAGGGCAGGAUUUGGUCCGUACUGUCUUUUUUGAGGGACUGGCUUAUCUAAACGGGCUGGAGAGGAAGCCAAAGAAACUUCCCCGUCGCUUUUUUAGCAUGGUCCCCUUUUUCAGCCAGAUGUUGCAUCAACAUAGAAAAUGUCCCUACAGCAGAAUUCUGCAGAGGGUCUGCCCAGUGAUGGGGGUGAGCAAUGCAGGACGAGGAGAAUUCAGCUCCCUCUUGGCUCAACAAUGUGCGCCUCACCGGGUUUACCUGUUUCUAAAGGAGUGUCUCUCCAGUGUGAUCCCCCCCGAGCUGUGGGGCUCCGACCACAACCGGCUUAAUUUCUUAUGCAGAGUCAGGGGCUUCCUGAACAGCGGCAAGUCUGAAAGGCUCUCAUUGGCUGAACUGAUGUGGAAGAUGAGGGUGAAUGACUGUGAUUGGCUGAAGAUCAGUAAAACAGGCAGGAUCCCGCCCAGUGAGCUCUCAUACCGGACUCAGAUCCUGGGUCAGUUCCUUGCUUGGCUUCUGGAUGGCUAUGUUGUAGGUCUUGUUCGAGCCUGUUUCUAUGCCACAGAGACUGUAGGCCAGAAGAACUCCAUCAGGUUCUACAGACAGGAAGUCUGGUCAAAACUGCAAGACCUGGCCUUCAGGGGUCACCUCUCCAAGGGUCAGAUGGAGGAGUUGACUACAGCCCAAGUGGCAGCCCUCCCCAAAUCCACGGUCAUCUCUCGCCUGCGCUUUGUUCCCAAGACAGAUAGCAUGAGGCCUAUCACACGAGUCAUGGGAGCAGAUGCUAAAACAAGGCUCUACCAGGGCCGUGUGCGUGACUUGUUAGACGUGCUGCAGGUCUGUGUGCGCUCCUCUCCAUCUCUCCUGGGCUCCACAGUUUGGGGGAUGGCAGAUAUCCACAAGAAGUUGGGUUCUGUAGCUCCAGCCCAGAAGGAGAAGCCACAACCCCUCUACUUUGUUAAGGUGGAUGUGAGUGGGGCCUUUGAGAGUCUACCUCAUGACAAACUCAUUGAGGUGAUAGGCCAGGCUCUUUCCCCUGUCCAAGAUGAACUCGUCACCAUCCGCCGCUAUGCCAGGAUCUGGACUGAUUCCCACGAAGGCCUGAAAAAGUCCUUUGCCCGCCAGGCAGAUUUCCUGGAGGAUAACAUGGGAUCCACCAACAUGAAAGGCUUUGUGAUGUCACUGCAGGAGAAAGGCAAAGUUCAUCACAGCAUACUGGUGGAGCAGCAUUUCAGCUCAGAUCUGCAUGGCAGAGAGGCAAUGCAGUUCUUCACCCAAAUGAUAACUGGAAGUGUUGUUCAGUUUGGGAAAAAAACGUACCAACAGUGCAGAGGGAUUCCUCAGGGCUCUGUCGUGUCCAGUCUGCUCUGCUGUCUUUGUUAUGGUCACAUGGAGAACACUCUGUUGAAAAACAUCACUGAAAAGAAAGGAUGCUUAAUGAGACUGGUGGAUGACUUCCUUCUGAUAACUCCAGACUUACAUGAAGCACAAGGGUUUCUCAGGGUCCUGCUGGCCGGGGUACCACAGUAUGGUCUGGUGGUCAACCCACAGAAAGUGGUGGUCAACUUUGAGGUGUCAGGAAGCAGCAGCUCUUGUCCUGACAUCCGCGUGCUGCCCCCUCACUGCCUCUUCCCCUGGUGUGGACUGCUGCUUGACACGCAAUCACUUGACGUCUACAAAGAUUAUUCCAGCUAUGCAGGCCUGUCUUUGCGCUACAGCCUUACCUUGGGCUCUUGCCAUUGGGCUGGACAGCAAAUGAGGAGAAAACUGAUGGCUGUCCUAAGACUCAAGUUCCACGCUUUGUUCUUGGACCUAAAGACCAACUCUCUUCAGGCAGUCUGCAAGAACCUCUACAAGCUGGUGCUGCUUCAUGCAUGCAGGUACCAUGUGUGUGCUCAGAGUUUGCCCUUUGGUCAGACGGUUGCUAAGAACCCCGCGUACUUCCUGCAGAUGAUAUGGGACAUGGCAGAGUACGCAAAUCAGCUCAUCAGGAUCAGCAACAAAGGACUGAGUUUAGGCAGCAAAGCUCAGACUGGUAUUUUGCAGUAUGAAGCAGUAGAGCUGCUGUUCUGUCUUUCCUUCUCGUUGGUGCUGUCACAACACCGUCCACUUUACAGGAGUCUUCUCCCACACCUUCACAGAAGGAAGCGCAGUCUAGAGUGGCGUUUGGGGGACCUGAGGCUGGCCAGGGUGCGACAAGCAACUAAUCCCAGGAUCCCAGUUGAUUUCUUGGCCAUCCAGGUUUUGAAGGAGUGGAAGAAGCAACGCUUUGAGAUUGGUCGUGGAUUUAUCUAGCCUGUCAGUUUGCCAUUUUUUUCUGUCAUGCCGUGACAGGAAAUCUGGUUUUAGUCAACUGAUAUGAACCACUUAGGUUAUAAACCUGAGCCAUUAAAACACCCAAUAAAACAAAAAUUAAACAACAUGGACCAGAUCAAUAAAGAUGGCUAGCUGACAAUCACCCUGCUACUGUCCAAGACACUGUAACAUCCCUAUGGCUGUUUGUCUCUCUGGACUUAGAUUUACACUUCUUGUUUUUUUCCACAAGGAACAUGUGACCCUUUUUGAGUUCUAAAAAGAUCUCCGGAUGAACGACAGGAACCUUAGCACCUAAUGCAUUGAUGUUGUGUGACUGCUAAAAUAACUCUGAGUGAUUCAAAUAAAACUUUCUGUGAAUGUAUAAUAAAUGACUGCUUUGUCAGUA